Molecule: messenger RNA, 1360 nt
Organism: Nerophis ophidion (straightnose pipefish)
Lineage: Eukaryota; Metazoa; Chordata; Actinopteri; Syngnathiformes; Syngnathidae
Product: homeobox protein Nkx-2.5-like
Exons: 3
Coding region: 430-1278 (282 amino acids)
Biological process (GO): regulation of transcription by RNA polymerase II; cell differentiation
Cellular component (GO): nucleus
Molecular function (GO): DNA-binding transcription factor activity, RNA polymerase II-specific; RNA polymerase II cis-regulatory region sequence-specific DNA binding
Source: RefSeq, a predicted model, not a curated record
ACGCACGCUUUUUGUUCCUGCGCCUGCGCACUGAAGGCGCGAGCUCCUCGUAAGAUGACGUCACACUCACAAAGAAGAAAGCGGGAAAAGAAAGCGGGAGAAGAAGAUGUUGUUGGGUAAAUAUUGCGACUUAAAUUUGCGUCCGGUGUGCGUAAAAGCGCGUGGUGGCGCCAAAAAGGACGCAGGGGCGCGCGCGCGCACGCCGCAUUUCCCGCCCUCUCCCACUCUCCAAAAGUUUUCCAGACUUUUUCCUUCCACGCCCCUCGAGUCCCACACAGCGUGGACCAGAACCAGGACUAAGACCAUGAGGACCAAGACCGGGACAUGAUGGGGCCUUAACGGGACCCCCGAUCAUUACCGCGCAAGACAAGAGGAGGUGGAGGGCUUCAGGCCGCGCACGGGGGCGCGCAGCAGGACUUGGACGCCGCGAUGCUGCAGAGUCCGCUCACCUCCACGCCGUUCUCCGUCACGGACAUCCUGAAGGUGGAGCAGCAGCAGCAGCAGCAGCGGCGGGAACACCUGGCCGCCUCCCCCGGGCAUGCGCACUACCGCGGCCCGCCGUCCUCCUGCAUGCUGGCCCGGGACAGUCCGCCGUCCUUCUCGGACAACGACGACCAGCCCAUGGUCUACCUGGGGGCGCUGGCCGAGGACCAGGACGAGGACGAGGACCGAGGCGGGCUGCAGGCGGCCAAGAUGGAAAACCCCGACGGGGACGCGCAGGAGCGGAGCCUGUGCGUGCUGGCGGCGGGAGACUCUGCGCCUCCGCGGGCCGCGCAGACGCCGCGCAGUCGGCGGCGGCCCCGCGUGCUCUUCGCGCAGGCGCAGGUGUCGGAGCUUGAGCGCCGCUUCAAGCAGCAGCGCUACCUGUCCGCGCCCGAGAGGGAACACCUGGCCUCGGUGCUGCAGCUGACGUCCAACCAGGUGAAGAUCUGGUUCCAGAACCGCCGCUACAAGUGCAAGCGGCAGCGGCAGGACAGAGGCCUGCAGGAGGCGGCGGGGCCGCGCACCAGCCAGCCGAGGCGCGUGGCCGUGCCGGUGCUGGUCCGGGACGGGAAGCCGUGCGUCGGCGGCGCGGCGGUGGCGGCGGCGCCUUACGCGGGCUACGGCUACGGCGGCUACCCGGCCUACACCUACGCUAGCCCCGCCUACCAGAACAACUACACCUGCGCGUACGGCGGCCUUCCCGCGCUGGGCCCCGCCGCCUCCGCGGACUCCCAGCAGGCCCAGACCCACCAAGGCGGCCCGGUGACGUCAUGCCAGGGGAUCCGGGCCUGGUGACGUCAUCGUUUGGAAACUUUUACCAUGCCUGGUUUUGCUUUUGCUUUGGCUUUUAUAUUCCAAUAAAACAAAGUUUGCUUGA